CUUUCCUGUUACGUCACUUCCUGACCCUUUCUCCUUCCUUUCCGCGUCGGCCAUUUGUGAAAUUCGACUGAGCUGAUUGACAGUCAUCAAGUAAAGUCAAGAUGCAGAACGAUGCUGGUGAAUUCGUGGACCUGUACGUCCCCCGUAAAUGCUCUGCUAGCAACAGAAUCAUCGGUGCCAAGGACCAUGCCUCCAUCCAACUCAACAUUGCUGAGGUGGACAGGGCAACAGGCAGGUUCAAUGGCCAGUUCAAGACUUACGCCAUCUGUGGCGCCAUCCGUAGAAUGGGUGAAGCUGAUGACUCCCUCCUGAGGCUUGCAAAGAACGACAGCAUUGUGGCAAAGAACAUCUAACUUUAAGGAUGGGAUCUGGAAGUUUCUUUGUAAAAUAAAAAGUAAAAUUGGA
Molecule: messenger RNA, 405 nt
Organism: Rhinichthys klamathensis goyatoka
Lineage: Eukaryota; Metazoa; Chordata; Actinopteri; Cypriniformes; Leuciscidae
Gene: rps21
Product: ribosomal protein S21
Exons: 6
Coding region: 102-353 (83 amino acids)
Biological process (GO): endonucleolytic cleavage in ITS1 to separate SSU-rRNA from 5.8S rRNA and LSU-rRNA from tricistronic rRNA transcript (SSU-rRNA, 5.8S rRNA, LSU-rRNA); endonucleolytic cleavage to generate mature 3'-end of SSU-rRNA from (SSU-rRNA, 5.8S rRNA, LSU-rRNA); translation
Cellular component (GO): ribosome; cytosolic small ribosomal subunit
Molecular function (GO): structural constituent of ribosome
Source: RefSeq, a predicted model, not a curated record